UUUAUGUGUGAUGUGUCAAAAUGCACUCUACUGUCAUGUAUAACUGAUUAGCACACAGAAACAUCAAGAAAAGGAAAAAGAUAAAAAUACAGUUGACAUAAAGUUAAAAAAGAAGAAAGAAAAGAGCAGCUUAUGUUAGCCUAAAGCGCGUCUGUUCUUGGACUGCCCCUGACAGAGACGUGGCCAAUGGUGUGGGCCCCAGAGGAAAGCAGCCUGUUCCGGCGGGCGCGCUGGUGCCUGCCGCGGCCGAGAGUUCCGGACCAUUCCGGGUGUCACUUUCUAAGUAGGGCGGGGCUUGUCUGGAAAAUUCGACCAAUCCCGUGAGCUGAACGAAUUGCCCCUGGACCAGGCCUACACGGGGGCGUGUUCUGUCAAGAUCUUGACCAAUCUUAGGCUAGGCUUAAGGGCGGACUUUCAAGAUGCUUGAAUCAGUGAGGGCGUUCGGAUUUCCGGAGACGCACAGCCCAGCUCCGGAGGCGGGGCCUAGAGAAAGGCUCCUGCCAAUCGUGCUAAGGCCCUGAGGGGGUGUGGCCCACUUUGGGGCGUGGCUGCCUGUUCCGGGCCGCCCGGGGGCGUGUCCGGCCUGGACCUCGGCGGGGGCCAUGUCCGCGCCGCCCGCGUUGCAGAUUCGCGAGGCGAACGCACACCUGGCUGCAGUUCACCGGCGCGCGGCGGAGCUGGAGGCGCGGCUAGAGGCCGCGGAGCGCACGGUGAGCGCCCAAGCAGAGCGCCUGACCCUCCAAGAUCAGCAGUUGCGCGCCGCCCUGGACGAGCUGGGCCACGCCAAAGACCGUGAGAUUGCCGCUCUCCAGGAGCAGCUGCUGACCUCCGAGGCCGCCAUCCGCAGCCUGCAGGCUGCUGUGCGCCAGAGGGAUGAACUCAUCCAGCAGUUGCAGCCACGGGCCAAGCUGCUACAGGACAUUUGUCGCCGGCGGCCACCCCUGGUCGCACUGCUGGCUGACCUGGCUGAGGCCGAGCGUCUGGGGCCCUUGCCAGCCAGUGACCCAGGCCAUCUACUCCCCAGUGGGCCUGGCCCACCCCUUGCCAACAGCACUGGUGAGAAGGCGGACCAGGACCACCCCCAGCCUACGAUGUUUGGGACCACAGUGUGAGCCUCAGAGCAGAUUCCAGAAUGAAAGCAGAAGGCUCCUUUGGGGAUUUCCACCUGUGUCAAGGGGCAGAGCCACGACCCUUUCCAAACAUCAGAGCAAUCUAAAAAGGCUAAGUUUCCAAUUGGGCCCAUAGGCCAAAUACACAUGUUUAAUCUGACAAGUUAAAACAAAUGACAAAACUUUGAAUCCAUCCUCUUGUUGAACAACUGGUGAUGCUUCCAGAGAAGCUGGAUAUCUGGCUUCAGACCUGGCUGGUCUCGUCUGGCUCUGAGUCCAGGGUACCCUUUUAUCCAGGGUGAGUUCUAUUGGUGCCCUCACCUCUGAGGCUGUUGACCUGGCCCUGGAAGCAUCUGAAUUUGAGACCUCUGUCUGGUGGAGACAGAUGGCAUCAAGUUCCACAAGAUUUGUUGUCCUUGGCCUUGAUACUGUUCCUCCUGACACACCCUAAAGUGUUUCUUAGCUUUUGACCUUGGACUACAGCUAGGGGCUGGAAGCCUUAUGCCAAUCUGCAUUGACCAUGUGAUGACACAUUUAUAUCCUAGAUCUCUGUUCCCUAACUCUGACCUUUCCUCCACAUAUACUCCCAAAGGAUGAGCAGGCAGGGGUGACAGCCUAGACGCUUUCCUCAGGGUGCGCUGCCUGGGACCUGCACGCGGGCUCUUCUCUCUUCCUAUAACUUUCCCCCCCAGAUUGCCACAUGAUUGGCUCCUUGUCACUCAGGUCUUUGCUCAGAUAUUACCUCCAAGAGGCCUUCUGUGACCAUCUUACUUGGAGUAGUCCCUACUUUACCCUGCCAGCCCUGCCCACCAUCAUUCCAUGCCAUUCUUUUUAUGGAGUGUCACACUAUCUCACCAGUAGCGUCAACUCUGACAGCAGGGUUUUUGUCUCUUGUUCUGUUUGUCACCAGUGCCUGACAUUUCUCAGAGCCCCCCUCAGGGACAGGGAUGGUCCUGUGAGCCCUGAGGGAGCCCCUCCCCAGGGCCAGCCAAGCUUGUGUGGCAGCGUGCAGAGACACUGUUUUUUAACUCCUUGUGUCUAGCUGUCCUUGCCGCCCAAGGCACUCAGGGAACUUUGCUCUUUAUCAAACCAAGGAGGGGACUCAGGCCCUGUUCCUCCCACUCCCUGCCUGGCGGGCCGCCAUCAAGGCUCCAUACUCAGGGAAUUGUCAUGCCAGCAAGUGCCCAAGAACAGGGACUGUUUCAACGGGCGGUCAUUCACAGCCCUGGGAUGGUGCCGCCUUCCUGCCUGCAUCCAACAGUGACUCUCAGUGCAGUGACAAUGGCCCCAUUUUCCUCUCUGGAUGAACAAGGGAGCUGCAAAGGGAAGCAGGCUGGGGACUGUCUGCCCUCAAGCAUAAACCGUCUGCUUUCUCUGCUGGGCCCUUCAUCCUCUCCCUGGCGUGGGCAGGAGAGCUGGCCCUGCGUGUUGUGCGUGAUCCUGGUUGGGGUCCUGCGAGCUUUGGAGCUGGUGCCACAGUUGUCUAAUCUGGACAGCAGACUUGUCCCCUUCUCACAGCUGUGGGCAGAGGCCUCCAAGUAAAGCCGCCCGGCCUCCAGUUCCGCAAGGCCAGGGCAGCGUCCCGUGCUGGGAGGUUGCUGGAAUUCUUUAUUUUCUGUGGGGCUGGGGAGGGUGCCCAGAGCCCCCCACACUGGGCAAGGGCUCCGGCACUGAGCUGCACUCCCAGCCUGGCAUCGUGUUUUUAAAAAAGUGAAAAUUUCCGGGGGCGUAGUCCAGCGUAUACCUAGCUUGUGGGGGACCCUGUAUUCCACCCCCAAUGCAAAAAUAAAAAACCCAAAACAAUUAUAAAAAUUGAUUA
This is a messenger RNA of Marmota monax (woodchuck), 2928 nucleotides long. It is a transcript of the gene Vmac, whose product is annotated as vimentin type intermediate filament associated coiled-coil protein. The transcript has 2 exons. Lineage: Eukaryota; Metazoa; Chordata; Mammalia; Rodentia; Sciuridae. Bases 603 to 1112 code for a protein of 169 amino acids. The record is from RefSeq and is a predicted model, not a curated record.